AUGUCAGGAGAAACAGAAACUAUUUCAUUUGAAGAGUACGAAAAGCUUUAACUAGACUUCAUUGAUAGCUAGAAGUAGCUCAAAGAAAUUACAGAAUUAUUUGAACAAUAUAGAGAUGAAACUGAAUAGAUGGAAGAAGCUCAGAGUAGAUAAAUCGAACUACUUGAGCAACAGUUAGAGAAGUCUAAUUUAGAAAAGGAGUAUUUGAUGCUAAAUUUAAAGAAGGAAUUGCAAGAGAUCUAGCUUGAAACAUAAAAGCUGUUAAUUGAAAAAGAUGAAGAAGUGCAAAAACUUAGAUUAGAAGUUAAGAUGAAAACCUUAGCAAUGACCAAAUUCAUGAAUGAUUACCAAGAGUCCUUAGACAAAGAGAAUACUGUCUCUAAAGAGAAUGACCCAAAGAAUGACUCUGAUAAAGAUCAAGUCAUUUCAAAGUUGAAGAAGGAAAUUGCUGUUAAAGACUUCUUGAUCAAUGAUUUAGGAAAUGAUAUUAAGAACAAUAGAGCAGUUAUUGAUGAGCAAAAAACAAUGUUCUAAAAUUUCUCUAAAGAAAUUCUAGAAAAAACUAAAGAAAGAGAUGACGCUCUUAAGAGCCUCAAAGAAUAAGAAAUAGAAGAGUUGAAGAAAGCCUUAGAAGAAAAAGAAAUCUAUAUUAAACAAUUAGAAAAGGAUAGCGAUCCCAACCCUUCUUCUGAAGAAAAUGAAAUUAUGAGAGAAAUGAUUGUUGAAUAGUAGGAAAAACUUAUGAAAAUAGCCUAAAACUUUGAAGGGUAAAUAAAUAUUUUUACAUAAAUUGUAUUUAAAGAUGUAAAAAUGAAUUUAUUUUUUUAAUACAGAUAUAGAAACGAAAGCGAAAAGCUUUUCUUAGCAUAGAUUCAGCUAAGAGAUAGUAAAAUUAAAGAUUUGGAAGAAAAGUUAAAGCACUAAACUAAAGGAGAAAUAAAUCAUCAUAGUGAAGUUACUGAAACUAAACAAGAGUUAUCUGAGUAAAAAUAAGAAGGUGAAGGAAAGUAAGAAUGA
Molecule: messenger RNA, 1017 nt
Organism: Tetrahymena thermophila SB210
Lineage: Eukaryota; Ciliophora; Oligohymenophorea; Hymenostomatida; Tetrahymenidae
Exons: 5
Source: RefSeq, a predicted model, not a curated record